Messenger RNA from Lachancea meyersii CBS 8951, 498 nucleotides. The record is from the annotation of a GenBank genome assembly. NCBI's taxonomy places the organism in Eukaryota, Fungi, Ascomycota, Saccharomycetes, Saccharomycetales, Saccharomycetaceae.
AUGGCGUUUUUUUGGUUGUGUCUGCUGUGUGAGAGAUCUCGGCGGCUCGGGACGCUUUGCUCGCCUUGGGUGUGUGGGUGUGUAAGUUUUACGAUACGCGAGUAUCACGUGCCUAUCACGCGAUGUAGAUCGAAUUUUCCCAAUUGUUGGUUUUAUUUGGCGUGUUUUGUACGGGCCCCCAACAAAAAACCCAAAAAAUCUCCCAGUGAAAAAACCCUAAACGCCCUAGACGCCCAGCCCGUCGUUGUCGUCGUCGUCGUCGUCGCUGCGCUCUACUCAAGCUCCUCCAGUAGCACGCAACACACACCCGCAAAUUGCUGGCUUUCUCACUCCCAACGCGCUAUUCCCGGCCAAAACGCAUCACUAACUUUGCAUUUCGCAGCUACAACAACAACAACUUAUAUUAUAGCACCCGCAGACUUGUAUCUGUUGUCUCGAAAACUUUCCGUUUUCCGCCGCCCAGUUUCGCUUUCUAUCGCUCAAUUUCAACAGCGGUAG